Molecule: messenger RNA, 2199 nt
Organism: Cuscuta campestris
Lineage: Eukaryota; Viridiplantae; Streptophyta; Magnoliopsida; Solanales; Convolvulaceae
Source: the annotation of a GenBank genome assembly
AAUGCUAGGAAUCAAUAUUAGAAGCCGAUUAAAAUACAGAAAGAAGUGGCGGUGUUCCGGGUCUCCUUCUCCUCCCUCCUCCCUCCUCUCCCCUGAACUUCAAUUUUCAAUCUAUUGUGUCUCAUCUUGUCGGCACUUUUCGAUCUUCCCCAACUGUCCCUUCAUUGGACAAACCGAACCUCCCCCUGCUGUCACCCCUGAUCCGUUAUGACCCCUUCUCCGACCUGAUCUCGUACCAAGUUCUGGUUCUCUCCGACCGCCGCCAUGGCCGGAAGCAACGACGUCGACGCCAGUGAUUCCAAGAAGGUUGUUCCACUCAACACUUGGAUUCUGAUUUCCAAUUUCAAGCUUGCUUACAACUUGCUUAGAAGGGCAGAUGGCACUUUUAACCGUGAUUUGGCCGAGUUUCUCGACCGGAAAGUCCCGGCGAACACUAUUCCGGUGGACGGUGUCUACUCGUUCGAUGUCGUGGACAGGGCAACCAAUCUGCUGAACCGGAUAUAUAGACCCGAACCGGAGGAUGAAUCGGAUUGGGGCAAGGUGGAGCUCGAGAAGCCCCUGAGCACGACCGAGAUUGUGCCCGUGAUCGUCUUCUUCCACGGCGGGAGCUUCACUCAUUCCUCCGCCAACAGCGCGAUCUACGACACGUUUUGCCGUCGGGUUGUCAAGAUCUGUGGGGCCGUCGUCGUUUCGGUCAACUACAGGCGAUCACCCGAGCACCGGUACCCGUGCGCGUACGACGACGGGUGGACUGCACUGAAUUGGGCCCACUCGCGGCCGUGGCUGAAGAGCGGGCCCGACAGGCGGGCCCACGUGUACCUGAUGGGCGACAGUUCCGGCGGGAACAUCGCCCACCAUGUCGCGGUCCGGGCCGCAGAGUCGGGCGUGGACGUCUCGGGGAACAUACUCCUGCACCCGAUGUUUGGCGGAGAGAAGAGGACCGAAUCCGAGACGCGUUUGGACGGGAAGUAUUUCGUCACGGUCCAAGACCGUGACUGGUACUGGAGGGCCUAUUUGCCCAAAGGAGAAGACCGGGACCACCCGGCGUGUAAUAUAUUCGGGCCCCGAGGAAUCAACCUCGGGGGUCUGGAUUUUCCGAAGAGCCUGGUCGUCGUGGCCGGACUCGACGUUUCCCAAGAUUGGCAAUUGGCAUAUGUUGAAGGACUUAAGAAGUAUGGGCAAGAUGUGAGGCUCUUGUUCCUAAAGGAGGCGACCAUUGGGUUCUAUUUCUUGCCCAAUAACGACCAUUUCUUUACCCUCAUGGAGGAAAUAACCAAUUUUAUCCAUCCAUAUCCAUCCUUUAGCUGUCCUUAGCAAUUUAGCAUGUCCAGAAAGUUCGUGACCCGGGCAUCGUGCCCGGGUCAUUGAUCUAAUUAUCCGGAUCUAGAAGUAGCAACCCACCGGGUGAGUGGGUUUUAUAUAUGCUUAUUUUGUUCUUAUAAAGAAAGCCUAAUUUUAGUAAUAUAUGGAUUUGGGAGAGUCAUAAACAUAUAGAUUUGUCUAUGUUGCCAAAAGACAUACUCCCUCCGUCCCCAUAAGAUGUUCUCAUUUUGACUUUUGGUUGUUUUUAAGGAGAGUUGAAAAAAGGUGAAAGUUUACCAUAAUACCCUUAAUGAAAAAUGGGUGGAGUGUAUUAAAUGAGGUGGGUGAGGUGUAAUAAAUAAAGUAAGUGGGGGUAGUUGUGCGUGUUGGGCGGUGCUCCUUGGACCACACGGCAAGAAGGAGAGCAAAUCCCAUUCUAAGUGGGAUUGCUCUUGAUUUGUUUCCUUGUUCAUAUUUAGUGAUUUGUUUCCUUGUAGGAAUAGAAUUCCUUUUGUGUUUUGGUCUUUAUCCUCUCCUAUAAAUAAAGGAGAAACUCCUUGUACUUAGCAGAACAAUUCAAUAUACAGAAUAUUUUCCCUCUUAUUAAUUUCUUCAUGGUAUCGGAGCAAGAUUCCUAGGGAAAAACCCUAAUCUAGACAUACGACGGUCCAUCACCGUCCUCCGCCGGUUCAAGCCUGUCUUCCGCCGGAUCACCGACAUCGACCGCCGGACUAUCCUCCUCGACCGUCGACAUGGCAGAAGUAGAAGAAAAUCUCGUCGGCAAGCUUUUCGAUGAGGAAGAAAAAAUCCCUACGAAGGGAAGUUCUUACGAACUCAAGAACGCAGACACACCUGGAUUAAUUAUCACCCAAGUCAAACUAAACGGUGAUAAUUAUG